Molecule: messenger RNA, 1624 nt
Organism: Etheostoma spectabile (orangethroat darter)
Lineage: Eukaryota; Metazoa; Chordata; Actinopteri; Perciformes; Percidae
Gene: cfap263
Product: cilia and flagella associated protein 263
Biological process (GO): cilium assembly
Cellular component (GO): axoneme; ciliary basal body
Source: RefSeq, a predicted model, not a curated record
GCCUCUAGAAGAAAAACACGCUUCUUCAUAUUUUAUACAUUCAGUUAUUGAGAAUGAGGUAAUACGUCAUGAUAGUUUGCUGUCUCAUCACGAUUUGGGAGGGAAGUGGGAACAGUUUGAAGAGAAAAAAGAGGAAAAGUGAUUUCAAUCUAACGUUAUACGCUUUACGCCAAUGUUUCUAUAGGUUUACUAUUAUAAGUUGAAUUAGUGUUGUUAUUGUGAAAAUUAAAAUCAAGCUUUCUUCUUUUCUGUAUUUAUUUUUAGCUAAAUUGGCAGAUUACAGAGGUUUACGCAAACACCUGAAGGCAACACCAGCCCUAGCAACCACUGCUAAGGUUCAGUGUACCCUAGCAACCAUGGAGGAUGAACAAAACGGCAAAUAUGUCACACAAGAACUCAACAACCGACUCGAAGAACUAAAAUGUUCCAAUGCAGCCCUUCUGGCAGAGAUCGACAUGUUUGAACGGUUCAUCGGCCGCAUGGACCCUCAGGACCUGGGGUCCCAUGCUGGGGAAGAUGGUCCAGGAACAGCAGGAGGAGCAUCCCAGCUGGAGGGCGGGGGUCGUGGACGGAGGCGGAGGUCCCGGUCCAACAUUUCAGAUCACUCCCAUCAGCUGACUUUGGAACAAAAACUCUAUGUGGCACAGACCGAAGUAACAGAGACACGACAGGACCAGGAGAAACUCAAACAGAGACAUGAGAAAAUUCAGGACAACUACAAGGCCUCGCUGAAAGAAGCAGAAGUACGUCUUGCCGAAAUCAGGAAGGCUAAGAACGAGUUUGAACGCAGACUGCUCAAACCGAUGAAGGACAACAGGUUGGAGAUGAAGGAGCCUGAGAAGGUGCUCCAGUACAUCGAAGACAAGUCCAAGGUCUCCCAGUUAGAGAAGUUUACUCUGAAGAACCAGGCACUGAAGGCCCACGAGAAGAAGCUCCAGCAGCAGCUUCAACAGAAAAAAGAGAUGGGAAAAGCCGAGUACGAGGACAUUUUCCAGGAGUACAGCGAGCACAGAAUGGAGAAAAACCUGGACGAACUUCAAGUCAACAAUUUGAAAGUACAACGUGUCCUCAGUUCACACAAGGAGAAGCUGCAGAGAGUGACAUUGGAGUCCACACAGCUGAGCAAUGACAUCACCAACAGGAAGCAGAUACUGGCAAAAAUUGAGGAGGAGCUACAGCAUGCCGAAGAGGAGCGUUUGAAGGCAGAGGCUCUCAACCAACACCUUCGGCGCCAGAUGACUGGUUAUCAGGCUCCUGAUAUCACUGAGUACAUGCAUGUCAAGGCCAGACACAAGAAGCUGCAGCAGAGCAUUCACACUUGGGAGAGGAAGGUUGGGAUCGCUGAGAUGGCCUUGAAGACCCACACUAAAGCUAGGAGCGCACAGAGAGCCACUCUCACUCCUGCAUACAGAUCUGAGGCUGGAGCUAGAUCAGGAGGGAGCCAAAUCCCAGUGAAGCUCCCACACAUAGCAGAACACCGCACAUAGAGAAAUAGAAAUUCAGAAAGCCUAAAAAAAAGGCCCUGUCACAAUAUGAUGAUUUGGCAUGAUCAUUCAAUACUUUCCUUCAAUGCUUGUCUGGAAAUGUAGAGAGAAAACAAUGUUCUUUUGUCCUUAAGCUUUAA